AUGGCGGUGGAAAGCGCAAUCGGCGGCACCUGCGCGGCGGGCUCCCAACCCGCCGCGGCGUCCUCGGCCCCGCAAGCGGCCCACGCCGCGGCUCGGGGAGGGCCGUCCGGCCCCGGAGCGGGGGCGGGAACGCCCGCGGCUGCGGCCGCCGCCCGGGCGCCCGGCGGGGUCCGCGAGGGCGUCCGCGAAGGCAGCCUCGAAGCGCCGACCCGCCAUCCGAUCGACUGGCGCAACCCCGAGUUCUACAACGAGGAGUCCCUCAACGCGGAGCUCGAACGGGUCUUCGACAUCUGCCACGGCUGCCGGCGCUGCGUGAGCCUCUGCAACGCCUUCCCCACCCUCUUCGAUCUCGUCGACGAGAGCGAGACGAUGGAGGUGGACGGGGUCAGCCGUUCCGACUACGGCAAGGUCGUCGAGCAGUGCUAUCUCUGCGACCUGUGCUACAUGACCAAGUGCCCCUACGUCCCGCCGCACGAGUGGAACGUGGACUUUCCGCACCUGAUGCUGCGAGCCAAGGCGGUGAACUACCGCGACGGCAAGGUGAAGCUCAGGGACCGGCUCAUCACGAAGACGGACGUGGUCGGGCGCUUCGCGAGCCUCCCGGUGAUCGUCAACGCGGUCAACGCGGCCAACCGGUCGAAGCCGGUGCGGGCGGCGAUGGACGCGGGGGCGGGGAUCCACCGCGAGGCGAACCUGCCCCCCUACGACUCGAAGUCGAUCCGGCGGCGGCUCCGGAAGCUUCCUUCCACGGGCGUGGACGUGGCCGCGGACACGCCGCGAAGGGGCGGGAGCGGGCCGGCCUCCGGCGACACGCCCGUCCCGGUUCGCCUCGCGCCGUCCGAGCGCUGCUGCGCGAUGCCGCGCCUCGAGCUCGGGGACCUCGAGUCGGUCGAGAAGGCGAAGAACGAGAACGUCCCGGUGCUCGCGAAGCUCGCCGACGAAGGCUUCGACAUCGUCGCCCCGGUGCCCUCGUGCGUCCUCAUGUUCAAGCAGGAGCUGCCGCUCAUGUUUCCCGAGGACGAGCGGGUGGCCAAGGUCAGGGCGGCGAUCUACGACCCUUUCGAGUACCUCGCGCAGCGGCACCGGGAGGGGCUGCUCCGCACCGACUUCCGGCACUCGCUCGGGACGGUGGCCUAUCACGCCGCCUGCCACCAACGGGUGCAGAACAUCGGCUCCAAGACGCGUGACGUGCUCGGCCUCGUUCCGGACACGCGGGUGAGCGUGAUCGAGCGGUGCUCCGGGCACGACGGGACCUACGCGGUCAAGCGCGAGAGCUACGCGCACUCGAUGAAGAUCGUCCGGCCGGUGGUCCGGCGGGUGCGCGACGAGGAGCCGGAUCACUUCGGGAGCGAUUGCCCGAUGGCGGGCAACCACAUUGCCCACGGGCUCGGGGACGGCCGUUCGGCCGAUCAUCCGCUGACCCUGCUGCGCAAGGCCUACGGGAUCUGA
Geodia barretti is the source of this 1449-nucleotide messenger RNA. The record is from the annotation of a GenBank genome assembly. Lineage: Eukaryota; Metazoa; Porifera; Demospongiae; Tetractinellida; Geodiidae.